This is a messenger RNA of Lolium rigidum, 1101 nucleotides long. RefSeq lists its product as uncharacterized. Lineage: Eukaryota; Viridiplantae; Streptophyta; Magnoliopsida; Poales; Poaceae. The coding region runs from base 1 to 1101 and encodes 366 amino acids. The record is from RefSeq and is a predicted model, not a curated record. The transcript has 2 exons.
AUGGCCAUCCUCAGUCGGUCAUUAGGAACCGACGAUGUUAAAUGUGAUAGCUGGGGCCGGAUUAUUGAGAAAACCUGCUCACCGGCUGUGAGGACGAACCAAGCAGCGCCGCCAAGGGCCACGACUGAAAUCUUUAUUCGGGACGAAGAGGAGAACAAAGAAGACGAGGGAUACAUUACGUUUGAAGAGAGCAUGCACCGGGAUGGUUCUAUCUACAGGGGCAUGGCGCGUUGUGCCUGGAGAAGAGACUUCCGUAUCGGAGACCGCAGCGAGACUCGCUUGGAGGCCACGAUGCGGUCAGAUCCCACUCCGAAUUGCACCUUCUAUCGCGACGAUGGAACUUGUUGGGGACAUCAUCCUACUAAAGGCAUGCUGCAGUUUUUCUCCUUCGAGGUGGCUAAACUACCUCCCAAUGCUGCUGGCUCGGUAGAGUUGUAUGGAUACGUAGCGACGCGGGAUGAUCUUGAUCCGUCCCUUAACUACGUUGUCAAUAUCAGCAGGGAUGAUCCCAUCGUCGUAAAGCAAGGAUCUCUCAUCGACAUGGCUGGCCCGAAGCGAGGGAUAGAGAUGGAUGACUGCACUGUAGUCGAAUACGACAUGAGGAUAAAGAACUCCGCGCAAGAAAAUGACGACCUACAGCUGAUCGAUGGCGCAUUGGUGUUAGAGUUCUACAGUACAUUACGUCGGCCAUUCACAUUAGACAUCCCCGGAGAAUGUGGCACGGUCGGCGUAACUUUAGCGAGUGUUUAUUGGGUAGUUGAGGCGACCUUAGAGCUUCUCGUACUAGAAGUGCAAACCAAUUUCAAUAUGUCUCUUACAUGUUAUACCAGUGGGGUUGAUCAGGAAAUCAGGCUCUUCGAUGGUGCCAUCGCCGAGCCGCGUGGCUUGAAGAGGUAUGUGGUUGCUGUGGCAAGCCGUUCUUUUCUAGAUUUGAAAUUCAAAAUAGGCGAACCACCAUCCAAUCCCGGCCAACAUUGGUGUUCCUUCAAGGCAAAAGUCCAUGGACAUGUUACACAAAAAAUAGAGACUGAGUUCCACUGCGACCCGGACUUCGCGCUAAUCUCAGUGAGGGUGACUUGGUCGACCUUGCCUAGCGAUUAG